This is a messenger RNA of Quercus lobata, 1254 nucleotides long. It is a transcript of the gene ING1, whose product is annotated as RING/FYVE/PHD zinc finger superfamily protein. NCBI's taxonomy places the organism in Eukaryota, Viridiplantae, Streptophyta, Magnoliopsida, Fagales, Fagaceae. The record is from RefSeq and is a predicted model, not a curated record. Bases 307 to 1101 code for a protein of 264 amino acids. The transcript has 7 exons.
CCGGAUUCAAUUUUGUGAGGUCUAGCUGAAUCGAACCUAUACGAUACGACCCGGCUUAGCGUCUUUGUAAAUUGUUAUUGUGCGUAACAAGUUCGGCGGCAAUCGUGUGUCGUGAUUGGGAAUAAUGUGGAAACCAAAAGGCUAAAUUUGUCAUUUCAAAUCGAUCUGAAUCUGAUCUUUCUAGGGGGGUCGAAGGUCGUUUCGUUUGUUUGUUUGUUUGUAUGAAUGGCGGGAAGAAUUCUCCGACAAAUUCCUACCUGAAAUCAACAACCUAAAUCACCCUCAAACAAAUCCUUUAUCCCCAAAAUGUCCUUCCUCGAUGAAUUGCAAAUCAAUUUGGAGUCAUUGCCUGGUAUUCUGCAAAAGAAGUAUGCGUUGUUGCGUGAUCUAGAUAGAAGCUUACAAGAAAUUCAAAGACAGAAUGAACAGCGUUGUGAACAAGAAAUUGAGGAGAUGAGGAGAGGAGUUAGGUCUGGAAAUAUUGCACCUAAUUCAUCACUUACCCAAAUUUCGGAUGAAGCACUUGAUGAGCAAAAGCAUAGUAUCAGGAUUGCAGACGAAAAGGUUGCCUUGGCUGUUCAGGCAUAUGAUUUGGUAGAUACACAUAUACAGCAACUUGAUCAAUAUUUGAAAAAAUUUGAUGAAGAGCUUCGACGUGGUACUCUACUUAUUGUCCAUAUUUCCAGAGUCAAUAAUAUGUAUCGACUUCCUUGCACUUUCAUAGAGAAAGAGAAUGCUGCUGCAAGUGGGGUGCCCUCUCCAAGUCUCGAUGGUGGUGGGAAAGCUGGAAGGAUGAGUGAAAGUGGCAGAGGAGGGCGUAAGAAAACACGCCAGGCAACAGCAGCAGCCGCAGCAGCAACAGAAGCAGCUACUACUGGUGCAAAUCCUACAGGUAUGGAUUUAGAGCUGCCAGUGGAUCCAAAUGAACCCACAUACUGUUUUUGUAACCAAGUUAGCUAUGGGGAGAUGGUUGCUUGCGAUAACAAUGAUUGCAAAAUAGAAUGGUUCCACUUUGGUUGUGUUGGUCUGAAGGAGCAGCCAAAAGGAAAAUGGUACUGCUCAGAUUGUGCUGUGCUGAAAAAUCGUCGGAAAGGCAGAUGAUGCUGGGAAGCUAUUCUUGGGCACUCUAUGUUUUGCAUUUGCACUGCCAUAUUAUGAAAUAGAGUUAUUUUUUUUUUUCUUUUUUUCACUGGAUCUGUGUAUAUUCAACUUUAUUUUAUUUAUCUUAGCAAUAACAGCAUAUGCUUUUGGCCU